Molecule: messenger RNA, 5852 nt
Organism: Lonchura striata (white-rumped munia)
Lineage: Eukaryota; Metazoa; Chordata; Aves; Passeriformes; Estrildidae
Source: RefSeq, a predicted model, not a curated record
CUUAAUCCAUUUCUUUGGUGAGAAGUACCUGUUCCUUAGUGCAGGCGGAGCUGUGUGCUCCUGCUUUGGCAGCCUGUGGCAGUACUGCAGGAGCGUGGACUUUGCUCCUUCUGCUACCCUGGCAUCACUUUUUUUCCCCCAAUGUGCUUUUUAUGCUUGUACUGUUAAUAACCAGAUAUUGUGGAUUUAGUGUUCUGCUCAGAAAGAUCCUCCCAGCACAGACUGAGGUGCUUCCAGCUGUGCCAUCAGGCAGUGACAGAUGUCUCCGGUGUGCAGUGAGUGUCCAGCAGUGACGGCUGCCAGGAUUAGUAUUCCAGGCACAAAUGUGCCCCUUGUAGUGCAGAGCUCAGAAAAGCCUGUGCAGCAAUGCCCUUGAAAGGCAAAUUAAACCCAGCUCCCUGGGAGCAGUGGGAACGCUGCUGUCAUUUGUGCUGAGGUUCAAGUAGGCCUUGAGGUGGCAGUUUCAGUUUCCCUUCUGCUUUUCUUCCCAGAAGGGUGUGCUUGAAGGGGCAGGCAGGCAUGGUGGUGGAUCUUCCGUCUUCAGUGGGGGAGCAUUCCCUGGCAGGAGAUUGGACCAGAUGAUGGUCAGGCUCUGCACCUAGGGAGUAAGGGACAGGAUAAGAGAAAACAGCCUGAAGUUGUGUCAGGGAGUUUUAGGUUGGAUAUUGGAAAAUUUCUUCACCAAACUUUGUCAAGCUGUGGCACAGGCUGCUCAGAGCAGUGUUGGAGUCACCAUUCCUGGAAGCGAUCAAAAACAUGUGGGUGUGGCACUGGAGGACGAGGGUUAGUGGUUGUCUUGGCAGUGCUGGGUUAAUGGUUGGACUCAAUCUUUAUCUUAGAGGGCUUUUCCAGCCUAAAUGAUUCUGUAGUUCAUUCAUUCCAGUUCUUGCAAAUUGUGUCCUACAUGCAGCAUGUGAAUGCACCAAACCAUGCAUCCAAAUGUGUGUGAAAGCUGUAUUUUAACAGUGCUAAUGGAUUAUACUGUAGGGAUUGAAGGUGUUUCCUGAGCACUUGUGGCUGUCUGCCUCUGAAAUCAAAACCUUCUGAUGUUCUUGAUCCACUCAUUUGCUGCCCAGAAACUUGUACAGAUAUUUGGUCUUUCUUCUAAGCUGUUUAAAGCUGUGAUCCCCAAUUAUGUUUUGAGGGUUUAAUUGCUCUGUUGAGGUGUUUCCCCCUUCCAUUCCAAGAACAUCACUGCGCUGGAAUUUGAGCUGCAUCAGAGGGAAGUAGCCUGGAGCAUAGUUGUCUGAUCCAAGGAAGCAUUUUCCCACACACAGCUGAGCAAAGCAAAGCUGGAAAGCCCCACUGGCAGAGCUUCCAUGGAUGGUGUGGUGUGGUUGCCUCCGCUGACACUGCAGCCCUGGGAUGCUCCAGUGCUCUUGAACAAGCUGAGCACGUGCUGCGCAGUCAGCACGUUGUCACAUGAAGAUGACAAGCUCAUAUGAUGUUAAACUAAAGCCACCAAACUAUGCUUUGCUGCUGGGACCAAAGGUGAUGAGUUGGCUUGGGCUUCAUGAGGAAGAGGUUGGGCUGAAGUGGGCUGUGGAUAAAGGCUGGCUUUGACUCCUUGGUGCUGGAACAACCUUAUUUUGUAGUUCUUCCCCAGUCACCCCAUGCUGUUCCCGCUGACAUGUCCAGUUGUGGUUGUCUAAGUUUGGACUGCAAGAUUUUGAAGACAGAACCUCCCUUUUUCUAAAAUGUUGAGCCUGUUUUUACUGUGCUACAGAAUCUGUCAAAAUCAAGACACAUCAUGAUUUCCCCAAACUUAUUUCCCCAGGCAUCUCAUUUCAGAACUUUCUCCAGAAAAAAAACCCUGUCUUUUCUACUAAAAUCUUGGUUCCUUUUUUUUUUAAUCUCCCCUGCCUCCUCAGUAUGUGCAUUGAUGCUGUGUGGCAUCUGAAAUACUUCCUGUGCAUGUGCUGUGCUGCCUUUGCUAGAUAAGCAGUAGGCUGUUCCCUUUUACAGCAGGCACAUCCCUUCCUGAAGAGGCAGAUGUUUUCCCUGGGAACAAAUAUUGCAGCUUUGUAAUUAUGUCACCUAAUUUUGUUUCUCUUUUCUUUCCAUCAUAGCAUGUGUGUGAUUAGAAGCUUCUGAUGCCUUCAAAGAGGGAUGACAAUGUCACUCUUCCACGCUGGGGCAGGAUUUCUGCUCUAGGUUCCCUCCACGCUGGUUUUGUGUAGGCUGAGAAUUUCUUUGGACACUAGAGUACAAGAGGAAUGGAAGAGAACGCCGUGUAGAAGGUGAUUAGAAAAUAAUAUAGUUUGGCAGAUGCAUCAGCUGCAUUUGUACUGUGGUGUGGACCAGAUCUGACUGAAGCUCUGUAAAUAUGGAAGAUCUUCUUUGGAAUCUCCCAUCUGUGAAACCUGGAAUACUGGUUUCUUGGCUAUCCCAAGUUCUUGAAAACAGAUUUUAAUUCAUGCUCAUCCCUGAGGACGAGUGGAAGCCAGGUCUCCAGGCAGCUGCAGUGAAGUUUCAGAGCUGUCCAUACAUGGUAUUCUAGAACAGCUGAAGAGGUGGAUCACGCCCCAGGUGAUGCCAGCAUGGGGGUAGAUGUUUUGGAAUCAGGUGACACCACACCUCCUACAAAGAGGAAAAGCAAGUUCUCAAGCUUUGGCAAGAUUUUCAAACCCUGGAAGUGGAGGAAAAAGAAAAGCAGUGACAAAUUCAAGGAGACUUCAGAAGUUUUAGAACGAAAGAUUUCUAUGCGAAAGCCAAGAGAGGAGCUGGUAAAAAGAGGGGUUCUGUUGGAAGAGCCUGAGCAGGAUGGUGAGGAGCCAGAGAAGCUGAACCCACCUGCACUGAAGAAUGGCCACACUGUCCCCAUUGGAGGCCCUGGGGUGUGUAACCUGCCCAGCCAGGAGGAAGAGGCCACAAAGCCAUCCAGCCUUAGAAAGCCUGUUCCAGUGGAGGAACCAAAGAAGAGGCAGGGUUCCUCCAGCAGCCAACCUGGGCCUGAACUGGAACCACCUCAGGAGCCACAUAUUCCCAGACAACCUCUGCUUCCUCCAAAAAGACCUUCCUCCACUUCCCAGGAGACAAACGAAGUACAGGCAAAGGAUCCCAUGCCUGCCAGCAACACUGCAAGAACUGCCCCCUUCAGCACAGCCCCCACGGCAGCAAAGACAAUCAAUUCCACAGCUGCCCCUUCCCCAGCCCCCAGGACUCUGCUCCCUGCUCCUGCCAGUGCCAACACUACUGCUCCCACCAGCACGACCAGCACAGCUCCUGCCAAACAGCCUCCUGUCCCUCCUCCCAAACCCAUCAACAGAAACAGCAACUCACUAAUAGCGGAACUUUCCCAAGUAAUGACCAGUGGUACAGCCUUGUCCAAGCUUUCCCCUCCUCUCCCUCCAAAGAGAGGCCUCCUGCCUAACAACACGUCAGAGGCUGUCACCUCUAAGCCCCAGAAUGACAGGACAGUGACAACGAGUCGCCCUGCACCGAUUCCACUGCACGUGACCUCAGCUUAUCCACCACCUUCACCCUCGCCGCCGCUGCCCACCCACGUACCCCCUGAACCUCCACGCGUGGCCCUGCCCACCUCCACCCCUGUCCUAGACCCACCGUGCUCCCUGGACCUGCCCAAGGAGGCUCCUCCUCCUCUCCCUCUUCCUGAAGACUUCAGGCCCAUAGAAGUGUCAAAGAGGACGGCAGAACAAGGGUUUGGUGAACCCCACGUGCUGCCUCGCCUGCCCCAAAUCCCACUGCACAUUCGUAUCCAGCAGGCUCUGGCCAGCCCUCUGCCUGUCACCCCACCUCCCGAAGGGUCCCACAGGGCCCACUCGUUGCUCUUUGAGAACGAUAGUUUUGGAGAAGACAACAGCACCCUGGGCAGGACAAGAUCCCUGCCUGUCACCAUUGAGAUGCUCAAAGUUCCAGACGAUGAGGAAGAGGAAGAUGAUGACCAGGAAGAGGAACAGAAUUCAGGUCAUCAUGUGUAUAUUGGAGAUGUGCCAUCUGUCACAGUCAUCCCCAAACUGGUACCCCAGGUCCUCCCGGAGGAGCAGGAAGGAGACGAAGGGAUGAGCGACUCUGACUCGGAGGGCCCCAUCCUGUAUAAAGAUGAUGAGGAUGAGGAAGAAGAUGAAAGCCAUAACAGCACACUGGCCAACAGAGUGAAGAGGAAAGACACGCUCGCUAUAAAGCUGGGGAACACAACUGCACCACAGGAGGAGAAGAUCAUGUUCCCUCGGAAGAGCAAGGAGGAGUGGAACGAAAUCCGUCACCAGAUUGGGACAACGCUGAUCAGGCGACUGAGUCAGAGGCCAACUGCAGAAGAACUGGAACAGAGGAACAUUCUUCAGCCGAAAAAUGAAGCUGACCGUCAAGCUGAGAAGCGCGAGAUCAAGCGCCGGCUGACCAGAAAGCUUAGCCAAAGGCCUACAGUGGCAGAGCUGCAGGCUAGGAAGAUCCUGAGGUUUAAUGAAUAUGUGGAAGUAACAGAUGCCCAGGACUAUGACCGGCGAGCAGAUAAGCCAUGGACAAAGCUGACACCAGCUGACAAGGCAGCCAUCAGGAAGGAGCUGAAUGAGUUUAAGAGCUGUGAAAUGGAAGUGCAUGAGGAGAGCAAGCAGUUCACGAGGUACCAUCGACCAUAAUAUUCCAAGGAGGGAGCAAGAAACCUGGGAGGGCUGGAAGAGUUCUCUGCAUCCCCCUCUGAGGCAAUACAGUGAGGGUGGAACCUCAGCUCUUCCAAGAUUUGCCUUCCAAACAUAUCCAGAAAAGGGCUUCUGGCCAGGGAAGGGGAAUCCUGUCUGAAUGUAGCAUUUCACUGGAGCAAACACAUCUCUCAUGCCAUCAGGCUGGAACUGACACUAUACCUCACGUGGCUCAGCAAUAUGACUCUGCCAGGAGACCGUGUCCAGGGGAAGGACCCCUUCCUUCCCAAGCUGUACAGACUUGUCUUGGGGAGAGCAAUUCCUCAUUUCCUCCUCCUUUCUGUGUGGAAGGGAGAUUAAAAACAAAGGCAGCUCUAAGGUUGGGAAGCUGAGGAGAGCAUGUGCUCAGAAGCAUGUAUGUGUAUAUUAGCUGUGUACAGAGAACCCUGGCAGACGGCUGACAUGGCACUCGGUGGUUUUUGUGAGGUUUUCUUUUCUGUCAAGUCGUUAAUGCCCUGAAUCACUACUGACCAACGGUUUGUUGUCCUGGAAGGGAAUUGUAUAGAUAUUAACAUAUGCUGCAUCUUUUUGUUAAAAAAAAAGAAAAAAACCCAACAUAUGUGUAAAUGCUCUGCACUCUCACACUUGCUCUGAUCUUAAUAACAGAUCCAGAGAUAUUUAGGCUUGUUUAACAAAUUACAGAACCAGGAACAAUGACUGUUGCCUUUUUAAAACUUUUUAAUUAGGAGAAACUGUGAGAGUAGUCAGUCCUUUUUAUUGUGGCUUUCUCUCAAAUGUUUUUUACUCUCCCAAAUCAGGGUUGAAGGUUGCCUUUUUCUCAUUUUUACAGCUAAACCUACUGGAAAUUUGAUCGUUUCACUGUGUGGAUCAAAAGGAGGGGAAGAAUAGGUUUAAAAAGUGACCUUAAAAAGAUGGUAUUUCUCUUCUGAGAGAAAAAUUCUUCCUCAAUGCGGGUUGAAAAAAAAAAAAAUCCGGUAGGGCCACUGCUGUAUUAUGCACAAAACUAAACUAUCGGUGAGAUGUCACUUGUGCGGGAGGGCGGGAGGGAGAGAAGAACUCUGUCUUGCUCACAGACCAGCGUGGCAACACGCCGGCUAUGGCCCAGCAGCCGCUGGGGGCUCUUCCCUCACAGCAUCCCCUGUACAGCCGCCAUUACAUUGUAUAUCAGUCUCCGCAACAACAGAUUUUAAUUAUUAAAUAAAAGUAUUUUAGAAUUCUUUUUCUUAAACCCUG